UCUUUCUUUAUUUUUUCUUGUCCAGUUGGCAUUUAGAAUAUUAUCCUUGGGGAGAAAUUGGUCCUAUGGCUGCUUCGUCUCAUGCCUCUAGUAACAGUAAGGCUGUUGAUUCUAUUACUGCUGCAAUCACAAAUGGUAGUGCAACGCCUCAACGAUCAAUAAGCCUUGACCCACCGAAGCAGAACCUCCGUGGGCUUAACAAGCCAAAGUGCAUUAAAUGCGGCAAUGUUGCUCGUUCAAGGUGCCCCUUUCAGUGCUGCAAGAGUUGCUGUUCCAAAGCUCAAAAUCCUUGUCAUAUUCAUGUUUUGAAACAAAAUGGUACUCUACCCGACAAGCCACCGCCAUCUAGCUCACCUUCAUUGGAACAAUCAUCAACUGAUGCACCUUCGACUGGAUCGUCGUGGAGACUGAAUUCACUCAGACAACUUUCCACUGCUUUUGCCAAUUCUCUACGAUCUAAGAAACCUUUGACCCGGAAGGAUGCUAUUAAUAUAAACAAGUGGAGGUUCAUGAAGUUGAAGGAGCACAUUGAAGGAAACAUUGAAGCUGAAAAUGAAGCAUUUGAUAAGUACAUACAGAAUGUCGGUCUACUGGAGGAAACAUUCUCUGUUGUCGAGAUGCUCAAACUAGAGGACCAGCAAAUACUAGAAGAUGUAUCAUCGGAUGACAAAAUUCAUAAGUUGGUAUCUGAGAUAAAAGUGAAGCUAAAAUCAAAUACUGAAAGGGCAGACAACUUAAGAGAGAGGAUUCGGAGCCUGAUUAAUCAGAAGUUAAGGAAGUUGCAGGAAAGGGAGCUUUUUAAUGAUGAGGGCUUACCCUAUGACGAAGAACAAGAUGCCAACAGAGAGUUCAAAAGACUAAAGAAAGUUAUAAAAUGGCGUGCUGAGAGAUAUGCAGCAGUGAACGAUCUUAUGGAUAAGUUGAAUAGAGCGCGAAGUGAAGAUGAUCUGAAAUCUUGCUUGGAGUCGAAGCAUCAACUGUUCAACCACUCCGAUGUUAAUUUUAUAGACAAAUCUAAGGAUCCAAAUUCUGAGGAUAAAAUGGUGCACAAAGAAGAAUCAGACAGUUUGCCUGCUGUCUCUUCCUAUUCUUUGCCUAUGGUUUGUUCAACUGUUCAUAUUGAUCCGGCCGCUCUCUCUAAUAUCGAUGCUGAAUUUUCAUCUCUUGGUCAAAUAGCUCAAUUGUGACUCAGAGCAUUUACAAAACCAUGAGCUUGGACACCAUUCAUACCGCAACUUUCCAUGAAUAUGUGCCUGAGGAACUCGUAGCAAUGUUGCAGAUAACCCUGAAAAUGUAGACUGGCAGGUGAUGGCCUUGUCCAAGUUUUUCCUGGUGGAAGAAGUUUGCUGCUAUGGAAUGAAGCAGCAUAUCGUUUUCCUUUGGUUUCCAACUUUACAGUCAUGUAUCACAGCAUGUGAAACAUCCCACUUAAUAUGUUAAAUAAUUGUCUGUUGCAGCUCCUCCUGCAACAUUUCAACCGAGGAUCGUCCAACACGGUAACAUCUUAUGAUUAUGGUUUUUUAAGUGUUUUCGGUCUCGAAAACAUUUAUAGAUAUGGUUUUUAUGUCCA
Molecule: messenger RNA, 1570 nt
Organism: Phoenix dactylifera (date palm)
Lineage: Eukaryota; Viridiplantae; Streptophyta; Magnoliopsida; Arecales; Arecaceae
Source: RefSeq, a predicted model, not a curated record